AUACCUACUCUAAAUUUUUUGGAUGAUACAAUGUACACUCCUCCCGUUGAUAUCAUAAUGAUGCCAUUUGAUGUACAUGUAUACAACAAAUUAGAUGAAGAUAGGUAUAGUCGGGCAUUUUACACACACACCAAGGGCUACAAAAUGUGUCUCUGCGUUCAAUACGAUGAUACAAAAAAGUCUUCAAAUUUACACGCUCAUUUAAUGGUUGGAGACUAUGACGAUGAUCUUCAGUGGCCGUUUCGUGGUACCCUGAUGACAGAAAUACUGCAUCGAAAAACAAGAACAUUUCAUUAUUUAGCUGAUAUUGUUUUUGAUGAUGACAAGUUUUGUGGUAGAGUCUGGAAUGGCGUUCCAACUGAAACAGGAAUGGCAUCAUCUAUUGUUGGAGAAGGAAUUCCUUUUGCUGAAGUUGUUCAAGAACCAUUUAUUGAAUAUUUAGGAAACAACGGCAUGGUUAUCUGUGUCAGGUCUGUUAAUGUGAAAUCACUAGUUCAAACCAGUGCUGUUAUAUCUCCACCUCCAAUUAAGGAAGAAAUGCUUUUUGAAAUUAAUGGGUUCUCUCAUCACAAGAAAUCAAAUUCUGAGCUCAUCAGUAAAGAAUUUUACAGUGCUAAGGGAUAUAAGUUUGUACUGAUGGUCUAUCCUAAUGGUAGGAGCCACUUCCAAGGAAGGAGUAUAUCCAUUUUCGCUCACAUAUCUAUGGGACAUUAUGACAAUGAAUUACCAUUUCCAUUUCGUGGAAAGAUAAUUGUUCAGAUUGUUAAUCGACUUGAUAAUCUCAGGUAUCAUGUAGAGAAGACGAUUGAGUUUACUAAUAAGACUGAUCCUGAAUAAAGGUUUGGUGCUAGAGUAACUGGCCUUACUAGAUUUUUUGGUUCUGGACACUCUCAUCAAGGCUUUGGAUACCAUGAUAUGCUGUGUCAUGAGUUUUUAAUGUUUAACGCAAAACACAGGACAGAAUACCUAAUGAAUGACAGCUUGAUAGUUAGAGUAACAAAAAUAGAAGAUUAUAACAUGUAAUUCGAAUAAAAAUA
This is a messenger RNA of Amphimedon queenslandica, 1037 nucleotides long. RefSeq lists its product as uncharacterized. Gene Ontology annotation, molecular function: protein binding. The transcript has 2 exons. Lineage: Eukaryota; Metazoa; Porifera; Demospongiae; Haplosclerida; Niphatidae. The record is from RefSeq and is a predicted model, not a curated record. The coding region runs from base 31 to 837 and encodes 268 amino acids.